ACCCCCAAAAAGUUUAACAUUAUUUCAAAAUAAACAUUAAAAAAAAAAAAAAAAAAAACUCAUAUUUUCGAAUCCACCCCAUCUGACCAGAAGCAAAGGCUGAAAGAUGAUUCUGACUAUGGUGACGUGAAAGAUUGCGAGUGAAUUUUGCUGGGUUGUGUUGGUUGGUUGUUGAAUUUUGGUAUUACAUUCUCUCCUUUGUCUCUGCCGAUCAGAUUAGGUGGCAAAGUGAAUUAGUUUUGGUUCCUCCCAUUGUCAGCUGCUGCCAUUCUCUCUCCCUUUGUCUAUUCUUUGAUUUGUGGUGAUUUGUUUUUGCGGUGGAAAUUUGUUUUUGCAGUGGUUUGUUUUAAAUAGAGUAGAGAAAUAUAUAUUGAGUCUGACUAGAAUUAUCUACAAAUGAGAUAGUUGAAAUAACUUUUGGGAAUUAAAAUAAUUAGUUCUCUGAGACAUUUUCACAAACACCUACUCUACUCCUCCACAAGCAUGGCCUUCAAACUCAAACACUUGUUUUUCUUCUCAAUCCUAAAACCCCAGAAGCCCACCCUCUCUAACCUUCAUCUACUGCAGCAAUACCGAGGCAUAGCCAAAGUCCGUCUCAAAUGGGUCAAGAACCGAAGCCUCGAUCACAUAAUUGAUACCGAGACCGAUCUCAAGGCCGCUUGUCUUCUCAAGGAUGCUAUAAAGCGCUCCCCAACUGGUUUCCUCACUGCUAAGUCCUUUGCCGAUUGGCAAAAGCUUCUGGGUCUCACUGUCCCAGUUCUACGCUUUCUACGCAGGUACCCAACUCUCUUUCACGAAUUCCCUCACACUCGUUAUGCCAGUUUGCCUUGCUUUAAGUUAACGGACACUGCAUUGUUAUUAGACUCACAAGAACAAAGUAUACACAAAAACUGUGAGAGUGACACUGUGGAGAGGCUUUGUAAAUUGCUUAUGAUGAUGAAAACUAGGACUGUAUCGUUGCAAUCGUUGUAUCCUUUGAGAUAUGAUCUGGGUUUGCCCGAUAGUUUUGAUAAGAUAUUGGUUCCAAAGUAUCCUGAUCAUUUUCGAUUCGUUAAGGCCUCAAAUGGGAUUGUGUGCUUGCGACUCGCAGAAUGGCGUGAGGAAUUAGCCGUGUCAGCUUUAGAGAAGAGUAAGGAGAAUAAGAAGUCGAGUGAUGAGUAUAGGCAAUUCAAGAGUGGGAAAACUUCAUUGGUGUUUUCGAUGAGUUUUCCGAAGGGGUAUGGGGGGCAGAAUAAGGUGAAGGCAUGGAUGGAGGAGUUUCAGAAGUUACCGUACAUUUCGCCAUAUGAGGAUUCUAGGAGGAUUGAUCCCAAUAGUGAGCUUAUGGAGAAACGGGUUGUUGGGGUUUUGCAUGAGAUUUUGAGCUUGACUAUUCACAAAAAGACUAAAAGGAACUACUUAAGAAGCUUGAGAGAGGAACUGAAUCUUCCGCAUAAGUUUACUCGGUUAUUUACUAGGUAUCCGGGGAUUUUCUACCUGUCAUUGAAGUGUAAGACGACUACUGUGGCUCUCAGAGAAGGAUAUCGUCGAGGAAAACUUGUGGACCCUCAUCCCAUUGCUCGUCUCAGAGAGAAGUUUUAUCAUGUUAUGAGAACAGGGCUUCUUUACCGUGGUAAAGGUGUUAACUUGCUAUCUCAGCAAGGCAUUUUACUUAAUGAUAUGGAAGAUGAGACAGGACAAGAGACUUCUGAUGGGGAAGAGGUUGAAUCAGGUGAUGAAUGCUCAGAGGAAAUUUCAGAUGUAGAGGAAGAAUCUGAUGAAGAGUAAUGUUUGUAUGAUAGAAUUGAGGUUUAAUUAAAUAGCAAACAUCAUUACAGCUCAAGGUAAGAAAUUCUACUCAUAGUAAUGAAUUUAGAUCAUUCUUCUUUAAGAAUCAGGAUAACUAUGAUUUAAAAGGGUGAUUCAUCAAGUUUAUGUUGUUGGUGGAUAGAUUUGAUGAUUGAUGCAUACUGUUUGAUUCAAAUUUAAAGGGGCAAAAUUUAACAUUUGUCCAACAAAUGCUUGUUAUGCCUAUACAUUAUAAGCUGUUAUCAAUACUUAUAUGUAAAAAGGUAUAACAUUUAUGUUCAAAAACUUAAAAUGCCAAUGAGCUAUUGGUCACAAUUAAGCAACUCAUCUAUUGGUUGAAAUGAAGUUUACAAUCACUGUUUUUCUUAUAUUGGUAAGAUAAACACUCACCCAGACACCCAGUGGAUGUUGUUUUUUGAACCCUCGAGCUUAUCCUCCACCUUGAUCUUAUAAGAGGAGGGUGUGCAAUUUGAGCUCCCAUUGACUAGAAUCACUGUUAGUGUUUAGUGAAAUGAAGAUAUUUUUUAUGAUUGUAAGUGUAAAUUUUAUAUUUCCUGUUAGUUGGAAUAGAUUUAGCGGAAGAAUCUCUGGUUAAUCUUUGGUGUUGAAGUUCCUGCAUUCACUAUUUGAAGUAAAACCAUAGAAAAAGUAAAUAAGUAACAUUGACGUACAUAAGCCAGCUAGUUCAAAAGUUGAGGACCAAAUAUGAAAUUUAACCUAAUAAAAUUGAUGCACAUAAAGCUGUACAUGUUAUAUAUUACAACAAAUUCAGAAAAUUAAUCAAUGAAUCAGGUUACUUGCAAUGGUAAGUGAAUUCUGAUAUGGACAAAUGAGUUAUCCUACAUAUUCUGAUUUGCAUCAGAAAGAAGCAUCUUGAGAUUGAUCACCUUUGUAGCAAUGCAUGCAACUAGAGCUUUUAUAUUCAAAGCAAAGCAUGUUUUAAAUUUACCAGGUUGUGUGAGUUCAUUCUGAAAAUUAGGAUGUUAACCACUAUAGAACACCUUCUGACAUAAAUUGUUCCCACUAUUGGUAUUUCCAACCCUCAACUACUUUUGUAUUAUCAAGUUCGGUUGUACUGGUAAUUUGAAUUAAUGUAGAUGGCUUAUAAUGUUGAUUAAUGCCUAGCUACUGUGACUUGCAAUUUUUUGGUUUUGAGAGAAAGAACAAGAAGCUUGGUUGCCAUUUACAGUGGAGAAGCUGGCUUCCAUUGGAGUGCAAGCGAUCAAUAUGUGGAAGUCUCAUGAGGUUCAAAAAGCAUGUGAAGUUAAUUUAUGUGGAGAUGAUUUACAAGGGUGUGGAAAACUUCAAUCUGGGGAAAUAUCAAAAAACAUUUGAGGGAAUGUGAUGCAGUAACCAAUUCACCAAGGAAUAAUUGAUAGAAGAGCAUUGUAUCAUAUAAGCAACUGGAUUAUUACACUGGGAAGAAACAUGGCCCCGGUUUGGAUAGAUCAUCACCAUAUGACAGUAUAUAAGCAUCCCCUGUUUUGGUAACAAUCUCAACUACGGUUUGAACAAAGAAAUGAUCACACAAAUUUUGCUGCAUAACUUUAGAACAGCUUGAUUUGUGAAGUUUGCUUUCUUUGUAAGAAAGUUAUGAUCAUCUUGUGUACUUCAUUUGUCCAAAUUUACUUUGAAUAUGCGGUGACUACUAGGCGGAUAUCCUUUGUGUUUUAUCAGACCCGUUUUCUUUAAACCUUUGUAAAUAACUAGAUUCCAGAAUGAGAAAUUCCAAUUUUCAAGUGAGUAGACAGAUUUUUUUUUGUCA
Molecule: messenger RNA, 3553 nt
Organism: Quercus robur (English oak)
Lineage: Eukaryota; Viridiplantae; Streptophyta; Magnoliopsida; Fagales; Fagaceae
Product: protein WHAT'S THIS FACTOR 9, mitochondrial
Exons: 2
Coding region: 484-1767 (427 amino acids)
Molecular function (GO): RNA binding
Source: RefSeq, a predicted model, not a curated record